UCUGAAAGCCUAGCAUUUCCCAUUUACUGUCAACAAGUGUGGAAAAGAGGAGGAGGAAGGGGCUGAGCUAGGCAGGCAGGAGGCAGCCCUCUCCAGCUCCAGCCCAGACUCUUAGUUUAACUGCUGACUGCCCUGGCUUCAUCCAUCUCCACUGCUGAGAGUAGACCAGCCGGGAAAUGGCAACUGAGGUAGAGUCUAGGCCAAGUGACAUCCUGGGCACCUUCGGAGCAGAAGCUGCAGCUGGGGAACACAUCCAGGCAGUCACACGAAACUACAUCACCCAUCCCCGAAUCACCUAUAGGACUGUGUGCAGUGUCAAUGGGCCUUUGGUUGUUCUGGAUAAUGUAAAGUUUGCCCAAUAUGCUGAGAUCGUCAACUUCACUCUCCCAAAUGGCACUCAGAGAAGCGGGCAGGUCCUGGAGGUGGCUGGGACCAAGGCCAUUGUUCAGGUAUUUGAAGGGACAUCAGGGAUUGAUGCCCAGAAGACAACCUGUGAGUUUACUGGUGACAUCCUCCGGACUCCUGUAUCAGAAGACAUGCUAGGUCGAGUUUUCAAUGGUUCUGGCAAACCCAUUGACCAAGGGCCAGAGGUUAUGGCUGAAGACUUUCUGGACAUCAAUGGUCAGCCAAUCAACCCCCAUAACCGAAUCUACCCUGAGGAGAUGAUCCAGACAGGCAUCUCACCCAUCGAUGUCAUGAACAGCAUUGCCCGGGGGCAGAAGAUCCCCAUCUUCUCUGCAGCAGGACUCCCUCACAAUGAGAUCGCUGCACAGAUUUGCCGACAGGCGGGGCUGGUGAAAAAGUCUAAGGAUGUCAUUGAUUAUCAUGAAGAUAACUUUGCCAUUGUGUUUGCAGCCAUGGGGGUAAACAUGGAGACGGCUCGAUUCUUCAAGUGUGACUUUGAGCAGAAUGGUACCAUGGGCAAUGUCUGCUUGUUCCUGAACCUGGCCAACGACCCCACGAUUGAAAGGAUCAUCACACCCCGCCUAGCCCUGACUACAGCUGAGUUCCUCGCCUAUCAGUGUGAGAAGCAUGUGUUAGUCAUACUAACAGACAUGAGCUCCUACGCAGAGGCCCUGAGAGAGGUCUCAGCUGCCAGGGAGGAGGUACCUGGCCGACGUGGUUUCCCUGGGUACAUGUACACGGAUCUGGCUACCAUCUAUGAGCGGGCAGGCCGAGUGGAAGGCCGGGGAGGUUCCAUCACACAGAUCCCCAUUCUCACGAUGCCCAAUGAUGAUAUCACCCACCCCAUCCCUGACCUGACUGGCUUCAUUACCGAGGGACAGAUUUAUGUGGACAGACAGCUGCACAACAGACAGAUCUACCCUCCCAUCAACGUGCUUCCCUCCCUCUCCCGUCUGAUGAAGUCAGCCAUCGGCGAGGGCAUGACAAGGAAGGACCACGGUGACGUCUCGAACCAGCUGUAUGCUUGCUACGCCAUUGGGAAGGACGUCCAGGCCAUGAAGGCUGUGGUGGGGGAGGAGGCCUUGACCUCAGAUGACCUGCUGUACCUUGAGUUUCUGCAGAAGUUUGAGAGGAAUUUCAUCAACCAGGGCCCCUAUGAAAACCGCAGUGUGUUCGAGUCCCUGGACCUUGGCUGGCAGCUGCUACGCAUCUUCCCCAAAGAGAUGCUCAAACGGAUCCCCCAGAGCGUCGUAGAAGAGUUCUACCCUCGAGAGACCUUGCACCAGGCCCUGCCUCCGAGCCCAGGCCUCACUGACGCCUCUGACACCUCUCUGCUAUAG
This is a messenger RNA of Phascolarctos cinereus (koala), 1745 nucleotides long. It is a transcript of the gene ATP6V1B1, whose product is annotated as ATPase H+ transporting V1 subunit B1. Gene Ontology annotation, molecular function: proton-transporting ATPase activity, rotational mechanism; ATP binding. Gene Ontology annotation, biological process: vacuolar acidification; proton transmembrane transport; ATP metabolic process. Gene Ontology annotation, cellular component: proton-transporting V-type ATPase, V1 domain. Lineage: Eukaryota; Metazoa; Chordata; Mammalia; Diprotodontia; Phascolarctidae. The record is from RefSeq and is a predicted model, not a curated record.